AAACGCAGCGUUGAGGAAACCGGGGCUUGCGUACCAACAGCGCAUGUUAGCUAUAAAAACAAUUUUACAUUAUUUUUACAUUUAUUUAUCAGCGCCGCGGGGGAAACACUACACUAAUGGAGGUUAUUGGGUCAAUGGAGAAAAUAAACGACCCAAGCCUGCUGCCUCUCUCCUCCCUUCGCCUCCUGGUGCCCCCACUGCAGCUUCUGUCUGCAGCAAUGUGGCAGCUGGCGAAGCAGAAAGACGUUAUGAACUAUGAGAAGCUCCAGGAGUUUGUCUUCAUGGUGACCGCGGCGGUCCCUGGACUCAUCAACCACAGACAGAGAGCCCAGCUCCUCCUGGGUCUGAGGGCAAGGUUGAUUCUGGAGCUUUGCAAAGGCUCGGCUCGCGGUUCUGUUGAUUCUCAAGCCAUCCAGAGCCAUUUGGAGAGACUCCCAAUAACCAACGCAAACACGGAUUACAGGGACGCAGAGGUGAAAACAACAGAGUCCACUUUCAUUGCACUUGUUAAGAGCCUGCUGAAAGAUCCCGUUGAGAGAGCGUAUUUCUUCCAGGAGGUGUUCCCCGUGGAAUAUGGGCCACAAUAUGACGCUGCUCUUCACGUGUUAUUGUGGGAGCUGCUCUCAAAACUGGAGAAGCUGCUUCCGGUACCGGACUUAAAACAGACCGCGGCUUGGCUCGGCUCGGCUCCUUCUGCGGUGGAGGAAUGUGUUCAGUCCUCACCCGAAGAGCUGAGUUUCAUCUACGAGCACUACAAAAGCUCAGGGAUACUGAAAAUGCCGUACGGCCCUUCGUCCACCAUCGGCAGCUGCAUCUUGUCUGCUUUAUCCAUCCCUCCCUCGCAACAGACGAACCUCUCCGUCGGACUGGAGUCGAUCCACAACUACGCCAACGUGCUGAACCCCGUCGCUUUCGUGGGAGCGGACCAGUACAGCGUCGUGGCCGUCUACACCGAAGUCGAAGUCGGAGCGUCCGAGGUCGACGAGGAAAUGAUGGAAUCGGCCGAAGUGCAAGUUCAAACGGAUUUCUACGAGGAGGAGAUCGUGGCCGUCGCCGGCGCCGAGGAGGCGGCCGGCUCGAGGGCGGAGGAGACGAGUGAAACCGCGGAUGUGGCGAAAGCUCUGGAGACUCUGACGAAAACGUUCGCGCUGAGGAAGGAGAGCCUCGGUCAAGACGCACCGACGGGAAAGAGCAACGACUCGUCCCUCAAUGAGGAGUUUGGGUUGGGAAACGCACCGGACGAAGGACAAGAAUCGAGUGAGCAAACGGACGAGAACAGAGGAAAUGUCGAGGAGGCGAAGGAGGAUCUCCAAACCGGAGGUGCGGACUUAGUGGAUGACCCAGAAUCCUUUUCUGCCGGUGAAGAAACGACCGGGGAUCCAGGCGCUGAAACGCAGCGGUCUCCCGGUUCGGCUAAAGUGCGCCGGUCCACUCGUCUCCAGAUGAAGACCUCGCCCAGUCGGCUGGAGACGUGCAAAAUCCAGAGGUCCGCCAUGGAAAGUGAUGGAGAAUGUCUAAAAAUGAGCAAAGCUGAUGUAUCAGUGUUCCCCUCUGUCAUAGCCAUCAAAGGAAUCAACACAGGCGACGCGGACGAGAUGACGUCCAUCAUCUUUACCUGCUCCGAGUGUCCCUUCCACAACUCUGAGGAAAACAGCCCUCCUCACUUCCACAUGCAAAGUGUUCCCACCCAAGUAUACAAGACUCUCUCGGGGGCCAAAUUUACGCCGUCUCCUUCGAGCUUCGAUGAGAUCUUCACGUCCAUUAAACUCUUCCCCACGGGGGGCAAAGAGGAGGGCGCAGCGCAGCGGCCCGACGCCCAAAGCGACGUCAAAGAGCUCCCGUCCCGAAGCGGACCGAAGGCCCUCACGUGCGACACGUGCGGGAAGACGUUCACCCGGUCGUCCGACGUCAGGAGGCACCAACUCACGCACACCGGAGAGAGGCCGUUCCACUGCUCGCAGUGCGCCCGCACCUUCCAGCACUCGUGGGAUCUGGCCAAGCACGAGGGCAAGCACCACGGCGCGGCCGUCUCCUUCUCCUGCCAGCUGUGCGGCAGCUCCUUCGCCAACCUCCGCACGCUCACGGCCCACCACAAGCAGUCCCACUCUCGGGAGAGCCAGCUUCCUCAGAUCUGCUCCAUCUGCAGCCACAGCUUCCCGACUUCCCACGAGCUGCUCGAGCACAGGAAGUCCCACGUCUCCGCCAAGCGCUACAUCUGCCGGCAGUGCGGCGAGGGCUUCGACUCCCUGCUGGCGCGCGCCCAGCACCGGCAGAUGCAUCGCGUGAAGAGUCAGUUCAAGUGUCCGCACUGCGAGAAGACGUACACCCGGCGAUCGGACGUCAAGAGGCACCUGUCCACCCACACCGGGGAGCGGCCGUACCAGUGCGGCCAGUGCAGCAAGCGCUUCUCGCUCCGCUUCAUGUUCAUGAAGCACCUCCGCGUUCACACGGGCGAGCGACCUUUCCAGUGCUCCCACUGCCCCAAGAGGUUCACGCUGGUGUCGGUGCUGGCCAGGCACGAGAGGAUGCACACCGGGGAGAAACCGUUCCUCUGCUCUCAGUGCGGGAAGGGCUUUCUAUCGCAGGGCGAGCUCUCCAAACACCACCGGUCCCACGUGGACGACAGGCCCUACUCCUGCCCUCAGUGCGACAAGCGCUUCAAGAGCAAGAAAACCCAGCAGGAGCACAUCGUGUCGCACACCGGCGCCCGGCCGUACCCAUGCACCUACUGCGGCAAGGGCUUCACCAAGCCGUACGCGCUGACCAGACACAACCUCAUCCACACGGGGGAGAGGCCGUUCCCCUGCGGACACUGCGAGAAGUCGUUCCUCACCCUCGGCGAGGCCCAGCUGCACCGGCGCAUCCACACGGGGGAGCGGCCGUACCCGUGCGGCGUCUGCGAGCUCAAGUUCAAGAGCUCGUCGGAGCUGGCGCGACACAGGCGGAGCCACUCGGGGUCGAAGCCACCGAAGCCUCGCUGUGAGCGCUGCGGGAAAACGUUCACGUCCAAGGCCAAGCUUGAGAAGCACAUGGAGAAACACGGGGAAGAGGCAGCGCCGCCGGCGGACUCGAUGCAGCCGGAGGAAUCGAAUCAUUAAAUGACUAAUCGACGACCGGAUACACCCGGAGUGGUUUUAAGGAUGCUUGUGGUCAGAUAUUUAGCUUAAUCAAAGGUAUCAAGUGUUUAUCAGGAGAGAAACGAGUGUCCACAGGUGAAGGAAAUUGUUCAAUAAAUACUUCUUUUUUUUUACUCCA
Molecule: messenger RNA, 3255 nt
Organism: Cyclopterus lumpus (lumpfish)
Lineage: Eukaryota; Metazoa; Chordata; Actinopteri; Perciformes; Cyclopteridae
Product: zinc finger protein 431-like
Exons: 9
Coding region: 117-3098 (993 amino acids)
Biological process (GO): negative regulation of transcription by RNA polymerase II
Cellular component (GO): nucleus
Molecular function (GO): RNA polymerase II cis-regulatory region sequence-specific DNA binding; DNA-binding transcription repressor activity, RNA polymerase II-specific
Source: RefSeq, a predicted model, not a curated record